This is a messenger RNA of Protopolystoma xenopodis, 240 nucleotides long. Lineage: Eukaryota; Metazoa; Platyhelminthes; Monogenea; Polystomatidea; Polystomatidae. The record is from the annotation of a GenBank genome assembly.
AUGCACUUUCGUGCCAAAUUGAACUCUCCACAAUCAAGUGCUCCUAGACGAUGCAAGGAGUACUCGCGCGGCGGGUUCGUGAAAAGUGGCAAAGAGAACUGGGCAACUUACAAGCUGUACACGAGGCUCCAUUCCGCGUUGCUGUGCUCCCCAGUCGGCUCCGACCUGUACAGCCCUGACAACAGGCAAAAGACGGUGACCAGUAUAUUCCAGAUGGCUCUGUGUAUAUCCAAGUUAUGA